Molecule: messenger RNA, 10928 nt
Organism: Paramuricea clavata
Lineage: Eukaryota; Metazoa; Cnidaria; Anthozoa; Malacalcyonacea; Plexauridae
Source: the annotation of a GenBank genome assembly
CCGGUUACUUCAUGCGACAUAUCAGCUUUACAAGCGACAUACUUCCUUGAAAUUGCUGAGGCAGAUUUAUCAUCUCGCAGUAUUACAUGGCUCUUUCACAAGAAGCAAAAGCGAUUAAAGGUGUGGGUAUAUGAAUAAUGUCGGUAUAUGAUUUCCUUAUCAUAAACGUACAGGUGUUUUUGAGCCAAUAUUUAUUGUUCUAGUACCGUCCUUGGCAUCUCAACUUGACGGCGGAAUGGCCUGGGUUAUAUGAAGAGAUAUAUAAACAAAAGAAAUAUAUAAAGACAAUAAUACAACUAUUGGGAUACAACAAGAAACACAUAACAAUACACGGAUACGACAAGGAUAAGACUCAAAUGGCGAGGGUAUUCUCGCAGAUCUGGUAGUGCAGACAAAAUUGUAAGCUGUAGACCAAAACCGGUUCGCCUUCGGUCUUGCCAUCGCAGACUGUGUCUGCUCGAAAGAGAAAUUUAUGUAGAGCAAUACAAAGGUAACUAUUUACAAUUAUUCUCAAAUCUCAAGCGGGUUCGAGGUAGUGCAUGAAGACGAGUGUAUAUAGACAAGGUUGAAUUAUGAAGGAUUGUAUUUUAGAAUUGGAAGUAUAACGCGAGCAAUUAUAAACAGAUAAAUAAACACAGACACAAUAGUACAAGAAUAAGACUGUACACGUAUUCUUUGGCGAAGAAAUUUUCAAGCGGAUGCGGACGAGAUCAAUAUUGAGUAAAUAAACUCGUAAACGCUUACGUUAGCAGAUAAUGUAAAGUAUUUAGUGCAGUAAUAUAAAAGUUAUCACGAAACAAAUUGUCAUGUCACCGGUCAAUGAAAUGGCAGCUCCCCAAGGGCACGGGUACUCGAUGGAUCGUAUUACUUUAUCAGACCAAUUGGAAAGCGGGAGUAAAGUUGGAUAUUGGAUGAUCAUGAAAGGGCAUUAUAAUGCAGCAAGCGGGCUAGAUGGACGUAUUAAUGCCCCACGCAAUGUUGAACUACCACAAAGUCAAGGUGCUUCUUCAACUAUGACAUCGUCAAUGAGUUGUGGCAUUGAACAGUCGGGCUAUUCGUAUGUUGAUCUGCCCCAAACACCACAAAAUGGGGUACAACAAAGUUUAGUUGAAAACUGUGAAGAUACUUCUGCAACUUUGAGAUCGUCUUCAAUAUUCAGUAGCAACAAACAGUUAAACUGCUCAUCUACGGUGAAUCAAAUUCCCUCUUUCAACUUGCCUGGUUAUGCUUGCGCAAAUACGACGUCUUCUUGCGAUACUUCAGGUGUUCCAUUCCAAUCUCCAUUCAAAAACCUACAAACCUACCAAUGCUCUAAACCUUAUGAAACAACCAAUAACAGGAAUAAUCCAUCGACAGUCCCCUCGUCUAGUAUAAACGAUCCGUCUUGUUCAACUUGGCUCGAUGCAAAUACCUUCCGAUUUAAUCCUACACCAAAUACUAGCACUCCAGAUUUACAGAGUCCAGUGGCAAACCAACAAACUGCCGUUAACCAACUCUCACAAUGCCUCAAACCAACCAGUAAUGUUCCCCCUCCUUUUGGUCCAAAUGAAUUUAAACUGACAAUCUCACUUUCGCCUUGGGAUGUAUCAAUGCAAAACGUGGAAUGGAUGUAUAUUGAUAAAACUGGCCUGAAACUCACCCUCAAUCUGAAUACAUCAUUUUUACUGGAACAUCUGUAUAAUACAUACAGUAGGUUAAAUUCUACAAUCACAAUGAGGCUGCCAGAGACGGGACGAGAGUAUCAGAUUUGUCCAAAAGAUAUGGAAAUGAUUGAUGUGUAUACUGGAGAGAAAAUUGCACUGUUUAGACAGAUCAAUAUGCCUGAUCUCGUUCAACCACUACAGUAAGUAUCUCUCUUAUGUAUAAUUUCCUGAUUUAUUGUAAUUAUGUUUUUAGCAUAUAUACGUCGUUCCAUGUUAAUUUACUAAUGCGGAAAAGUCCUGUGCCGGAAUCGAAAUUUUUCAGUGCAAUUCCUUAUAUGAUUCUCUCACCUUAUGAGAGAAUCCUAAGGAAUUGUACUGCUUCUUCAGGAAUAAAUUAUGAAGAUGUGAAAAUUUUACAACUCUGUUAAAUUUAUUUAGGACUGGUCUCAUGAGUGAAUUUCCAUUGCUUUGGUCACCGCAACAGAAUGACAUUGAGUUAGUUACGCUGGACAAGGGAAAAUCGGAAUAUCGUACUAUAAGAAACACAUUUCUAUGUAGUAUGCCAGAAAGUUGUGUCAUUGGAAUUGAGAGAAUCCAAAACAAGAAACUGUUUGUAAGAUAUGCUUUCCAGAAAGCUAUGUUGUUAGAUAAAAAUUCUGGUAAGUCAUUUUAAAAUACCCUAGUUCGAUUGUAGAUAAAUUUUUGUUGCAGAUAAUAUCUUGAGGGUUGGGUAAUUCCAGUGUACCGGGUGUCCCAAAAAAAACUUGCGCUGUUUGAUUUAAUUUAACAUAAAAAACUAUAAAAGCUAUUGCACUCAAAUAUGUUAUAUUGUAUUCAGAAAGGCCUAACUUAGAUUUUGAUAUGUAACAUUUGAAUAUCCGUGCAAUAUUUACUGAGCUUUCGAUGUUUUAAAUCGAAUAAGCAUAUUUGACAAUGUUAAAAAUUUGCAUAAAAUUGCCUGUCAAAUAUUAUUUGGUUAAACUGACUUGAUUAGGCCUAUAUAGAUUAUAGUUUUAUUGUGGCCAAAAGAACGAAUGAAAAACAUAAUUGUUGGAUAAACAUUUAUUCAUUUAUCAUAGAAAGUAUGUCCCCUUGCCUAUACAAUGUCUUGCUCGGAAAACCAUAAAACCCAAACUCUUUGAUCUUUUGUUAAUCGAAGCAUAUUCGAAAGGCAAACGACGACCAACUUUAUAAUACGAACUCUCAAAAGACGUCAAAUAUGCUUUCGAACGUUUUUAUAUGUUUCAUGCUUAUUUCGCCUCCCAAGAAACACGAAAGGUUAACUUAUACCAGGACAUUACCCGAAAUUAAAGUUGAGUGAAAUGCUGUAAUUGAAAUUGUUAUAUAAAUUAUUUAUAUUUCAUAUAAAUUUGAUCAGCCAUGUUUCUCGAUUUUUUUACCCAUUUUUAAAGCGUGCGCCACAUUCAAACGUUUGUAUCUCUCGUAAUAUUACAUGAAAUUUUUAGGGCUGUAUAUCAAAAUCUAAGUUAGCCUUUCCUUAACACAAUAAAACUUAUUUGAGUGUAAUAACUUUUAUAGUUUUUACCUUACAUGAAAUCAAACACCGCAAGUUUUUUUGGGACACCCGGUAGGUAACGAUGGGAUGGACAACAUUGAGAAGUUUUAACACUGGUCAACAGACAGGGAUUAUCCGUCCAUAUAUUAUCCAUCUAGAUGAAUUAAGACAAACUAAAGUGGAUGAUUUGUCCAUGCAAUCAAAUAAUCCGUCUGCAUUUAUAAUAACUAAUAUUAGUGGCCACUAUAAAAUUGAUCUCGAAUCUUGCUCACUAAUCUCUUCAUUUUCCCGUGUCGUGUGACUUUCAGAAAUCGCAAAUCCCGUUCAUUAUUUUCCCUGGUAUCUUGUUUCUCGUUACAAAAAAACGUUAUACCGCGUCCAGCAAAAGCUUAUUAGGGACCCUCAAAGAUCACCGGCACGAACACAGGCCUUAAGAUCGUUCAAUCAUACUCGUAAAAACUAGGAGUUACUAUCGCAAGGAGAAGUGCUGCCGCCGGGCCAUGUGAAAGUUGUCAUCUAGAUUGACUGAAACAGAUCGGAAGAGCACACCAAAAUCAAGAUUGUAUGGGGUUAAUUUAUUCACAUCGCCAAAGACAGAUUGUAUGUCUCAUUUUUACGAUAAAAAUAUUUCGAGUGACUGCAGACUCUUUAUGAUUAAAUGCAUUAAAUUUACAUGUAAUGCGUCUAACCAACAUUAUAAACUUUUUUGCGCGGAGUCUCAAGGUAGCACAAAUGAGCAAUAAAAACAGUGCAAUUAUUUUCCAUCUCUCGUUCUAUAUCUUUCUGAAGAUGUACGCACAUGUUUAUUCGGAGAUCCUUCAAUCAAGCUCGUACAUAUAUAUAGCGACAUACGAAGUACGUAAUUAAAAGGCUUGCUCCGCAGUAAAUGGUGCGCCACUAUACCAGCCAACACAUUUCAAAUGACGUGUCGUACUGUUUCUUCACAAUUACGUCAUGAAAUCGCAUGUAAGAUGAUCAAGGUCACAACAAGACGUUCAAGGUCACAACAAUUGAGAAAUACUUGUAUGUUUCCAAUUUGUUUUCCACGCAUGGUUCCAUUUUCCAACUGUGAUGAUUGAUCCAUGUGUGAAGUGUUACACUCUUGGCCUUUUCCAAUGUUGGGAUCUGUUAACAUAUCUCCUUCAAUCAGGCAUACGUCGACAUCUCAUCAGCUAGUAUCGUAUAAAACUACCCCAUUCUUUAUAUUUAAACCGAAAAUCCUUAUAUAUUUUUGUCCUUGUGAUGAAUACGAUUUAUAAUUUAAAGUUGUCAGGGAUAACUAAAACGUGAUUUACUAACGAAUGAGGCUAAUACAGUUCAAUAGAUGAGCGCCAAUUUUUUAUGAAGAUACAAUCUUUGCCAAAAACUUUGGGAAGAUACUGAAAUUUCACGUCAUCUUAAAGGCUAGCGGCCCCGUGUGAGGUUCAAUGCUGAUCCCACAAAAGACCAAUGUCUGUGAGUCAAGCGGCAACAUUGAAAUGACGGAGGGAGGAAGCGGGGAAUAAAUGUAUAAAAAGUAGCAUAAUACAUCUGAAUUUAUGUUAACCAAAUUGUCCCAAUGACAAUGUUUGAGGCAAUGUUAGCCUUAUGUAAGGUUGUUGUCGAAAGCGAAUAUCCUUAAAUCAUCACAAAACACACAGGAACAGGUUUUGCGAUUGGCUGAUUAUAGCCUGAGUAUUAAUAGGCUCUAUAUUAUAGAUCUUCAGAUUUGCGUGGCGCUACCAUUCCUCUCACUGGUUUAGUAAACAUCUGAUUGGUUGAUCGGAUAUAUCAAACUCAGCUAACUGGCUAAUGGUCCCUUAAUGAUAUAAUCAAUGAUCAAUAAUCUGAACCUCAUUACAAGUGGAGCCUGACACAGAUCGAUCUUAACCGAUCGAUCUCCACCCACGCAUAGUAUAGUUUAUAUUUAUAGUAUCCAAUCAAAGUGUCCUAGGAGAGGGGUCAAUUUCACACAAUAACCACAACAAUCUAAAUAUGCCUUGAACAAUACAAUAAUCUAAUUAGCACUAACCAAUCAAAAGACAGAGUAGAAUUUUUUGUCUGAAAGACCAGUCAUGUGAAUAGCAGGAUUUUGCGGCCAGACGCGAGUGAGAAAAACCUGAAAAUUCGGCGGCAAGCACCUGGGAAAAUCAUUUUGAACAUGGCGUGCCAGUGCUUUGUAUAAGGUUUGCCAUUAGUUAUUCACCUGCUAAUAAUUUAAGAUCGUAUAGAAGCCACUGAUGGCCAGUUUCUAUAUCCAGAAAAUACACGUUAUUCCCCAAAAAUAAUCAGACACCAUUAGUUCCUAUUAGAACUUAUUCUACCAUGUCAAUAAUAUCACUGUAGAUUUCAGUGCGCUUUAGUAAUAUUUUGCCUCAUGCAUAUUAUGAAAACUGCGGAUUCUUCCUUCGCGUGAGAAAAAAAUCAUGUCUUGUUUUCGUGUCUAAAUAUCCAGGAAUGCUACCAGAUUCCUGACGUCGUGAAAGCAACGGGAAUUAAUUGUUUUAAAAUUAACUAUGAAUAGUUUGACAGUUUAGCGGUAAUAGCACUGUUUACAUGAAUAUUGUGGUCGUCUCGUGCAACACACGUGAUUUUGCCCUUUUUAUUGAAUAUCUCGCACUGUAUCUAUCGUGUUACUCUCAAAAAUUUGUGGUUAGGUACACAAUCAUUCACAAUCUGUCAAGAGUUUAUAUAACUUUAAAGGCCUGGUCCAAACGUCGAAUUUUGCAUGUAUUGAAUAAAUUCGGCUUGGUGCAUUGCCUGAAAUGAAUAAUGAUGUGAAGCUUGAGACAUAGAAAAAUCUCGUUUAUAAGAAUAUAAAGAUUCAAAAUAAAAUUUCAUUCUUUAAAGAAUAACAGUCAACCGUGAUGCUUCGCGCGCUAUGUAAAUGUUUACAUAUACGCCGGGGAGUUAAAAAUAGUGUUGUCUUUGAAAACAAUCAUACACUAAAAAUGAUAUCAACAAAAAAUCUUUAAUACAUUUACCCGCUGGUGUUUUGAUGAAAUCCUGAUUCCUGCUCCAUCGCCUGCUACGUUCACGCAGUUCGUCCAUGCUUUGAUGGAGCAGGAUUUCGGGGAACGCGCUAUGCGAAAGCCCUCGUAUUCCCAGGCUUUCUUUCUUUUCCGUCCAAAGGACGUGCGUUGAACUUGUCAACGAUAUUCUUUUAGAUAUACCCUCACUUGUUGGUCUUCCACGAACGGGAAAUAUAUGCAGAAGCCAUAAUUAGCCAUUUGCUUUAUAAAAUGAUAAGACUUUCUAAAAUAAUUGGUUAAAGGGACAUGGUAAUAAAAAUUAACUUUGCCUUAUUUGAAAGAACCUUUAAUUUUAUAUAUGAAGGCCCUUUUCAACUUUUUCGUACCUUGCUUGGUUUUCGAAAUAUUUUGACCAAAAACAUCAUGCAGUCCGCCAUCUAAGUAUCAUAAUUGACCUAAUUAACUGAGCUGUUGAUGACGUCACAAGCAGGGUAAAUUUCUUAAAACCUCUUCAUGUGGGACAAAAUGUCUUCAAGAAGUUUCUUAAAAUGUUAUGAGUUAAUUGAGUACUAGUUUUAUAUUGAUAAUGACAUGUGCACGUGGUUUGCAAGAUAAAAAUUUCGCGUUUUACCCUACUGUUCUUGUGACGUAUGCACAUCGAAUGCAUAUCCAAGAUGGCGGAAUACAUGCUGCUUUUAAUCAAAAUAAGUUGAUUUAUGUUGAAAACCAAACAAAAUACGGAAAAAUUGUAAACAAAGUUUAUAUAUCAUUUUAAAUGCUCUUUCAAGCAAGACAAACUUAAUUUAUAUUGCCAUAUCCCUUUAAGAUAAAAACACACGCCAAACUAUGAAAAAUAUGAAACAUAUUCCAACUAUGAAAAAUAUGACAUCGUCUAAGAAUAAUGCAGAUUGAUAAGGAUACGCUUCGGAUAUCAAUCUUUCGUCACUAUAGUGGCUAAUAAAAUGGCGGAAUACAAAACAAUCAAAACAUUUUAGCGCGCAAAGCAUUACGGUUGACUGUGAUUUUUUAACAGCUGUCAAAGCUUUCUAUUAAUGCAUUUAUUCAUGUAAAACUCAUAGAGAUAUCUGUGGCAAGACGUCCGAGUUUUCUUUUUUCCUUCAAAAUUUUUUUAAUUAUUGAAAGAGCGUGCUUUUAAUUAUUGAAAGAGCGUGCUCGGUCUUGACGCGUAUCUGGGGUCACAUUUGGCUUCGGGAAAAAGAUAGGCAGUUUGUCUGAAGGUGGCACUCCAGUUAUAUUCAUUUCACUGCACUACCUACUCUGGGUUUGACUAAACUUACAUGAACUGAUGUAUCACGUGCACGUUUUCUUUCAGGCAAUGAACAAAUGUUGAAUGAGAAGUUGUUAUUUCACGGCACGAGCACAACACCAUCCAGCAAAAUAUGGCAAAGCGAGGAUGGUUUCGAUUUACGAUACUCUAGCCGCGGUAUGUGGGGGAUUGGCUCUUACUUCGCUGAGAAGGCGUCCUACUCCGACAAGUACGCUUACACGUACACUGUGAAUUCUUGUCAGUUCCGUGAAAUGUUGGUUGCAAAUGUCCUGACUGGAAAUUCUAGGCACAUGCCAUCAAAUAGUAAGUCAAGGAAACUAACUAGGCCCCCGGUGUAUGUCGAAGCGACGGCGAGCAAUCCCGAAGUGCUAUACGACUCUGUGACGGGUGAUACCGGAGGGAGCCGAAUAUAUGUACUUUAUAAAUUAGAUAUGGCUUACCCCAGUUACCUUGUUCGUUAUUUCAAGCUAUAAACACAUAACCUUUAGCCGAGUUUCCUAGCUACUGUAGUUCAUUGUUUCAAGCUUAAAUAAUUACAGUAACCUUUGUGAAUUAACUGAGUUACCUACAAUCUCAUUGCAAGAAACUAGGCGACAAAUACAGUAAUUUCACAUACAAAACUGUAAUGUAAAACACUUAGCGCCUCGUGCACACCUUUCAAUGUUGGCCACAUAAAGGUCAACCUGUUUCCAUAUGUUAGUGUUGGAAGGGGUAGGCAGAGUGAGGGCGAAAUUUCUGCCCCCUUUCUGAAAUGUCUGAAGAAGUUGUAUAAUACAUCUUGAAUGCAUGUGAAAACGAGAUUUUCCCAAUGUAUAUUGUCAAAGAUUGUAGUUCGCUAUUCCAAGUUUAUUACAUAACCUUUGCAUGUGCCUUACUUCAAUCACCUACAACCUUGGGCAUAAUGCUUGAGACCACUCCUCGCAUAACUUCAAAGCUACACUGUACACUGACGGAGCACAGUUUGUGUCCUCCUGCUGCCGUUCAGUUCUAUGUUUUAAACAAAUCUCGGUAAUUUAAUCUCGAACAGUCGGUACGGUGCCGUCAGUAUAAUAGCUACAGACGAUAACAAACAGCUCUGGUGUCAAGGAUAUGCAUCUACCUGAAAAAUAUAAGAAGAACUUUCGACGUUUCGAGCGAAGGUCUUUCCUUUGGAGGUUAACAGUGGUUAGUAACUAACUUCCCGGUGUCUGUAAUCUACCAACUUCCAAAAUCACUAACUCAACAACUGGGCUGGUUGAGAUUUAGGGUUAAGACUACGUACAGCCGCUAAUGCGAUUUUUUGUGGAAAACUGCAAGGAGUGGGCGAGUUAUUAUAUGACAUGCAGACACCGUCUUAUCUCGCGACGAAAUGCUUUCGCUCGAAACGUCGAAAUUCAGCUUCUAUGUUUCACGUAGUAGCAUACUUUUGACACCGCGCAGCUCUAUGUUUUGGUAAGUUACCACGACACAAGUUUAACAUUGAAACGGGGAAAUGGGUGUUUAAGGAGCUUAUAUAACAUGAUUUACAUGGAAUUUAUUAUGAGGGGUAUGCGAAUUUUUGUAUUUGGAGGAAGGUAGUCUCAACCAUGCCCAAGAUUGUAGUUCGUUAUUUUAAAUUUAGCACACAACCUCUGUGGCUUACCGGAGUUACCUAAAAUCAUUCUCAAAAGUUGUUGGGACACUUGCGGUUUGUAAUCGAUUGAUAUAUGCAAAUUAUUAUAAAUAUUUAUGUCUCCCUCCCCCUCCCCAUGCAGUGUUGUUUAGCCGAUCACACACCAAGGUAAGAUGAUAACUGAGACUCAACAUUGAAAAGAGGACGGGGGGUGGGGAGGGGGUGUAGGUGUGACACAAUAGGUAGUUAGGGCAUCUGCCCAACACAUUUAAAAAUUAUUGUGGGUAGCUUACUAGCUUAUUACAACCGAACCGCAAAAAAGCCGCAGUAUAAGUAGUUUGUGCAUGCAUGUGGGACACGAAAAUAAUGUAUAAUUUUAAUAUACCGGGCGGGGAAAAAAGUACGACUGUUUGAAUUGCUGCAAAAUCAAAACUAAAUGAGCAAUAACACUAAAACAAGUUUAAUGGCAUUCAGCGAUAUCCAACUUAAAUUUUGAUAUAUGCCAUGGCCAUUUCGAUGCCAUAUUAUCAAAGAUACAUGCAUUUAAGCAGGAGUAAACAUUUUUGGAACUGAAGAAAAUUAGCUAAAAAUGACUUAUUAAACAUUAUUACAACAAUAACUUCUGUUGAGAUGCAUUAUGUUCUAUAGCUGGCACGUUCACGCUUAUGGUUAAAAAACAAUUGUCUAUUCAUCAGCAAAUGCAUGUCCCGCAGCACGAAUACAACGUCUUGCCCGUGAAAUCAUACAAUCGAAAAACCACCACCACAUGUCAUCCCAAUCGAUAUUGUGAACACGAAUGUCUCCGACUGUACAACGUUGUCGGCGUAUGAUUCGGAGAUACUCUCUUGUGUUGAGAUUUCUUUCAACAAAGUGUGGACCGAGAACAAUGCCUUCAUGACCUCGUCAAACCAACCCACUAAUUGAAACAAUAAUCGCGAGAAAAUGGUAACGGUUAUUCAAUUGGUUUUAAUAGGGCCUUUUCAGCUAAUUCUUGGCCGUUCCAAAAGUGUUUGCCUACGUUUAAGCACAGUUAUCUCAGCCAAUAUUGCAUAAAAAGGUGCAAGACAUAUAUCAAAAUUUAAGUUAAACAUCGUAGAAUAUACGGUGACUUAUUUAAGCGUAAUAGCUCUUUUAGUUUUCGAAUCAUGGUGAAUCAAACUGUUGUACUUUUUUUGCCCCACCCGGUAGAACAGAGCUAGGGAAAGCUGUAUAACCAUAUGUUACAUCCAGGAAUAUAUAUAAACUCUGUGUAAUGGGUUAGGCAUGGGGUUACGGCUAGGAUUCUAGUUAAGGUUAGCGUUGGGACUACGGUUAGGAUAAGGGGUAAAUAAUGUCCACUGACCAUAUAAGAGAUCAGUGUUAAUGACACAUUUUGUGUACGGUAAUAUAAUGAUACCCUAACCGCAAACGAUUUGGAACCUGGCGCCUAAAUCAGGACAGCAAUUACCUCUGUACAAAUAAAUACCUGAAGAAGCAAUAAUUUUUACCAUAGAUAUUAUAUAUAUAUAUAUAAGACAAACUUGAAUUACUUCAUAUGAACUUUAUUUCACUACAAAUUUGUUUCGUAUAACAAGACGAGUCUUGCCACACUCAUCAGGUGAAUUUAAAUAACGCGCUAAAUUAUUAUUAUUAUUAUUAUUAUUAUUAUAUUAUUAUUAUUUAAAUUCACCUGAUGAGUGUGGCAAGACUCGUCUUGUCAUACGAAAGAAAUUUGUAGUGAAAUAAAGUUCAUAUGAAGUAAUUCAAGUUUGUCUUCUAAUCUUAUCAGCUCUACUACGGUAUUGAGCACUCUACUCAUAUAUGAUUCCAAACUCGAUACUUGUCUGUAUAUAUAUAUAUAGAGAGAGAGAAGUAUCUAGUUUUAUUUCAUAGAUCAGUUCAAUGAAUUAAUAACUACAUGUUUUAGACAUAUCGUAUUUCUCCUGUCAUGAAAUCCUAG